This is a messenger RNA of Fraxinus pennsylvanica, 561 nucleotides long. The record is from the annotation of a GenBank genome assembly. NCBI's taxonomy places the organism in Eukaryota, Viridiplantae, Streptophyta, Magnoliopsida, Lamiales, Oleaceae.
AUGCCAAACGAAAGUUUUGAAUUUGACCUGCAGGAAGAAGGAUGGGUAGUUUGCAGGAUGUUCAUGAAGAAAAUGGCGACAACAAGGAAGGAAGAAGAGCAUGAAUCCCUAUGUUGGUACGAUGAUCAAGUUUCUUUCAUGCCCGAUUUUAAUUUCUCGAGGCCAAUAUCUCAACCUUAUACUACUUCAUAUCAUCCUCACUACACCUGCAAACAAGAACUCGAGUUGCAAUACAACAUGCCUCAUGAUGCAUUCUUCCAGCUUCCCGAAUUAGAAAGUCCGAAAGUUCCACAAUCCACAGCCAGUAGCUCGAUAAUCCCUUGCGGUGUUUUGCAGUUCUCAUCACUUGGACAUGAAGAAAAUGUGCAACAAAAUAAUCAAUUGCACAUUAGUGAGAUUUACAGCAAUGAUCAAGCUGCAGUGGAUCAAGUAACUGAUUGGCGAGUGCUCGACAAAUUCGUUGCAUCUCAACUUAGCCAAGAUGAUGCUACAAAUGAUAAUGCCUACUCGACUGAGCCGUCAGAUCAACUUUCUGACCAAAAUGAGCAUAAUGCAUACUGA